GAAAGCUCUAUAUAAUGAGACAUCUUCACCCAACCACUACUACAGAUCUUUCGACUGAUGAACACUUAACAAUCUCUUCACACCUCUCUCUCUCUCCAUCUUUUCAUAACUCCUAUAUAUAUAUAUAUAUACACACUCACUUAUUCAUGCUUCUCAUCUCGACAGCUCAACUAGCUUAGUCUUAGCUUCUUUUGUAUUUAUUAUACAACCUGUCUCUCCUUUAUUUCAUCAUCUUCUCACUUCUUUUCUCUCUUUAAAUCCCAACACACCAUGGUUUCUCCUGAUGCUCUUCGAACCAUAGUCGGUAUCAUAGGAAAUAUCAUUUCACUCUUCUUGUUCUUGUCUCCAGUGCCAACAUUUGUUCAGAUAUGGAAGAAGAAAUCGGUGGAGCAAUACUCGGCGGUGCCGUACCUGGCGACCCUGGUCAACUGCAUGGUUUGGACUCUGUAUGGGCUGCCUUUCAUCAACCCAGGCAGCAUUUUGGUGGUGACCAUCAAUGGCUCCGGCAUGGCCAUCGAGUGCACAUACAUCGUCAUCUUCUUAAUCUUCUCAGACAAGAAAAAGAGGAUUAGAGUUCUUCUUGUGGUGCUUGCUCAGCUCAUUUUCAUUUCUGUUCUAACCCUUUUGACUUUGACUUUGUCUCACACUCACAAAAAACGAUCCACCAUUGUUGGUACCAUUUGUAUUCUCUUCAACAUCAUGAUGUAUGCUGCUCCAUUGGCUGUCAUGAAAUUAGUCAUUACGACCAAAAGUGUGGAGUUCAUGCCAUUCUUUUUAUCACUUACUUCUUUGCUUAAUGGUGUUACUUGGACCACUUAUGCUCUCAUCCGAUUUGACCCUUUUAUCACUAUACCAAAUGGGCUUGGGACAUUAUUCGGAGUGGCCCAGCUGAUUCUAUACGCCACAUACUACAAGUCCACCCAGAGAAUAAUGGUAGAGAGGAAAACUAAACAGGUGAACUUGUCAGAGGUGGUCGUGGCUGAAGAAGAAGAGCUCAAGAAACCAGGCCAUACUACUCACAAUGGUCAUUCUACUCUGAGCCACUGAUGACGUGGCAAAGCCCUGGGGGACCUAUAAACUUGUGUUUCAUUUUUUGUUUUUUGUUUUUUUUUUUGGGUUGUGAUUAUACAUAAAAACAACAACAACAACAACAAUGUCUCGAUUUCAAUUCGACGCUUCAGUUAUAGAUAAUGACAGUGGUGUGUUUGAACCACUUAGAAAAGUCAACUGUUGACUGUUUUUGUUCCCUUUAUGAUCAUCGAUAGAUAUAAAGUCGUACGUUACCAAACAAAAUUUUUGGUAAAUUUGACUAAGAA
Molecule: messenger RNA, 1316 nt
Organism: Humulus lupulus (European hop)
Lineage: Eukaryota; Viridiplantae; Streptophyta; Magnoliopsida; Rosales; Cannabaceae
Product: bidirectional sugar transporter SWEET4-like
Exons: 5
Coding region: 271-1047 (258 amino acids)
Biological process (GO): carbohydrate transport
Cellular component (GO): membrane
Molecular function (GO): sugar transmembrane transporter activity
Source: RefSeq, a predicted model, not a curated record